GUUAUUAUGUAUUUUACAGUCAAAUAAUUAAGAAUUUGGUAACACAAGCUGCUCUUAAAGUGGCACAGUCACGUUACCCUGAACUGCUUGUGCCCAGCAGGUCUAUUUUUAACAUGAACAUCCACAAACACAUGCACAUCCGCAAGACUGCUUCAGAAAAGGACCUAGAUUUACUUUACACUUAAACAGACUGAAGGACAUUCACUUGGUACAUCAAUGGGAAGAAACAAAAGACCCCCCACUGGCCAACACAAGCACUGUGAAAAAUGCUUCAGCAGUCGAUGCCGGGCGUCAAUAGAAAUAUCCGUCUCCUGCAUGGUAAUAAACUGUCGGCUUCACUGUGGGGCGGUUUUCCAUAUGUGCAAGGAGGAAGAACACAAACUGUUGUGCCCGCAGGAAAAGGUCCCCUGCCUUAAUGCUGAAUACGGUUGCCCAUUCUCCAUGCUCCGUUUCAAACUCGCUAAGCAUCUGGAGGUCUGUCCAGCAAGCACCGUGAACUGCUCCAUGGAAUGGAACCGCUGGCCUCUAAUAGAAACAAAGACCGUUCUCAACGAGAAUGUAAUGAAAGAACCAUACUCUGAGGAGAAUUUAGACCUUUCUAUGGCUCUCAGAGACCAAAGAGCCCUAUUCAACUCAUUAAAACUGGCACCCCUCUUUCCCGAGUUGAUGGAACAACUAGAAGCCCCUGAAGUUGUAGAUGAAAGGUUGGGACUAGAAGCUGAAGGGGCAGUGGGUGGAGAAUGCCCUGAUAUGUCAUCGUCUGCUCUUGCUAGUGACUUCACAGAUCCCAAUGUGAGGGUAUUUAGUGGGGAAGAAGUUGCUGAGAUGACUCAAGCUGAGCGAGAAGCUUUGGCAAAGGACCAAAACGUGGCAAACCUGGGUAAGUACAAUGCGUGGGAAAGCAUGUUUAGCAAGGAUAAGCAUAGCUGCAAGCACGCUGAAAAGUCUGCAGAGACACGGGAGACAACCAGCAGUCAGAAGGAUGGAAACAAAAUGGCUAAUGCUGAGGAACAUUUAAAUCAUGACAUAUCGGGUUUGGCACCUUGGCAGGAUGGAGUUUUGGAGAGGCUCAGAAGCGAGGUCGCUUCAAAGGACUUCAACAUGUAUCUGGUGCACCAUGGAAGAAUGCUACUUCAAUUUGGACAGAUUAGUGCCUGUACCCCAAGAGAGAAAGACUUUGUAUAUGGAAGCCUGGAACCCAUACCUGUCCAGACUCUCCAUUCAUUUAAGGUUCCCACUAGCUACCGGGCCAUAAGGAAUCGCAUUGGGGAUUCUAUAAAAGAAAAGAAAGAAGAAACCAAGGGGAUAGACACCUCUGAUUUAGGUGUCACCAAUGAUGAUAUAUCAAAAUGUGAUGUGGUUAUGGCUACAUUGGUUUGCUCAUUGGAAAAAGAAUUAAAAGGCAAAUUCAUCUCAGAAACCUUUUCAGAUGAUGGAAUAAGUAUACACAUUGGGACACAGACCUAUUUAUUUGAAUCCACACCGUUUAAGACCAGUGCUUCAUUGGCUGACGUUACAGCAGAAAGCAAACCGUACCUCAAGUUUCAUCUUCAAGCUGAGAGCGUGACUACGAGGCACAACAAAGCCUGCUCCGCAUUCACUUUCUUGUGCCACCACUUCUUCAGACGAGAUGAGUUUCCGUCACACUUCAAGAACGUCCAUGCGGAUAUUCAGUCUAGUCUGAGCGGCUGGUUCGAGCAGCGUUGCCCUCUGUCCUACCUCGGGUGCACCUACAGCCAAAGGAAGUUCCGUCCUGCCAGACAGAAGGCUAAAGUUACCUACAGUCAGGAACUCAGCACCUUCACCCUCAAGCCAGAGGUUUCCCCUUUACUUUACGAGGGUGUGAAAACUAAUCUUGCAAGAAACCCGGAGUCUCUAAGCAGCCUGCCCUUUGAGAUACUGCAGCACAUUGCUGGGUUUUUGGAUAGUUUGGCUUUGUCCCAGCUAGCCCAGGUCUCUCAUUACAUGAGGGAAGUCUGUUCCACACUGCUUCAGGAGCGAGGUAUGGUCAGUCUGAAAUGGGAAAAGAAAACAUACUCACAUGGAGGAUCUUCCUGGAGAGCAAGGAAGAAGGUCUGGCAGUUCAGUUGUCUAUUUUCCACUGUAGACAGCUGGUGCUUUGAUGACAUUCCCUCCAUGUCUGAGCAUCUGAAGGUCUGCCCUUUCUAUGUGACUGAACAGAAGAGUGAGCCUGUCCCCCUGGCCAGAAUGUGUGGGACCAAAGAACAAUCACAAGAGAGUAGCACCCUGGUAUCCAUAUUUCUACCACAGCCUUGAGGGCGAGGCUGACCAGGGGUAAAGAAGGGGAUCGUUCCCAGUCUCAAGACAACUUCAGUGCUAUUAAUUAAAGUCUGUUUUAUUAAUGAUAGAGUUUGCUAUUCAAGAAACUAUACCGGUGUGGGUUCUUUAAGAGUAAAUAAGAACAUUUUGAUGAAUAUCAAAUAUCAAAUUGUGUGUUACAGAUUUGUGAAUAGGGCCCAAUAUGACAGAUAAAGCUAUUGUUGUGGUUGUUGUUUCUUUAAGAUGAGACUGAAAUUUCUUACGAGAAACAUUACCCACCAUUACGUUUAUUCUCCUAACAUAAAUUCCCCUGUAUAUACAUGUAAAUGAACACGUAAAGCAGGAUGCAAAUAAAAGCAUAGAGAAACAGAAAGGAAUGUGAUACAAGUAUGAAACUAUCAUAAAAUUAUCUCUGCUUUAUAUAAAGAGUUCUUCUGUGCUACUGCAAAUCUUGGCACAUAAUUAUUUUUUAUUUGUAACAACAUGAUUUACAGUUUUGGUGCAGUUCCUACUUGGAGCCACAAGAGGGGGACACACUACAGUACUGCCUAAUCAAAGGAAUUGGAAAGCAUCACCAGAUAAUUCUUCACAGUGGUGGAAAAAGAUUUAUUUCAUUUAUAUACAAAAACUGUUUUAGACUAUCUGACUUCUUUACCGGCAGUCUAAUGAGUAUUAUAAAUGUAUUGGUCUGUUACAAUGUGUUAUUCAGUCAAUAACAGAAGGUGUUAUUCCAUAAGAGGCACAGACAAGGACACAUUCCAGGAAUGCAUUUUUGGAAUUUCUCAUUACUCAGACGGAACGUUCAGCCAAACAAAUGGAACGUGGAACAGCUUAUGAAAUCAGAUUGUUCAGGUCCCUGCCCACUCUGUUCGGUCUCUCAUAAUAACACCUCUAAUUAAACCAUAUCCUAGUUAAAUUAAAGGAUUGGAUACAGUGCUUUGAUUGCUCUUUCUCGAUCAUUGUGUCCCAAAUUAGUUGUACCAUCUUAUUUGAAAUGUGUCUUUACAACACAUCAGUGGCAGAACUGAAGUGGAGUCGCGAUAUGAGGGCGGUGAAGACAACGCAGGGUGCCAUUAAUGCUGGUUACAGUAGAUGGAUGCGUGCUUCCUAAUAGUAAUGCAGAAAAUAGUUGAACCAAGUGGGGGAGCCAUUGUCCUGUCAAUUCUAUGUGUGAUGUGGUUCAAACUACUCUGACAAAACACCAUUGGCAAUUUUCUUUUUACUUCUGUUUGUUUUUUUUUAUUUUAUAGAAAACAUACAAAUGUUUCAUAAUUGCAUGACAUUGAUUAAUGGAGAUAAAUAGUUGAGUGAAAUAGUUUCACUAUACCAAUAAGGAUUAAUGUCAUUCCUACAUCUAGGUAUUCCCUAUGACAAGUUGAGUAUGGAACGGGUGAUUUAGAAGCUCAUCUGUGCAAACAAAUGAAAGAAAGUUUACAAGACAAAGCCAGCUUCUCUCCCCUUUAAACCAUAGGAUGGCAGUCGAUAAUGAAACAGUCUUCAGGGAAAUCACGUUACACCUUCUGCUCUGGCAGUGGCAUAGCUUCUAGAACAUAAUCCUCCUUAACUAUAAAAUGAUAGACUUCAGUGGCAUUAAAUAUAAUAUAAUUCUGUUUAUUCUAAGCCUUGAAACCAAGUCAUGUUGGUCUUUACUGGUUUGUAAAGGCAAUUUAAGAAGAAUGUCUUUAUCCUUAACUUUGUAUGAUGUUUGCAAUCAAGUGUUUCUGUAGCUUCACUGUUGGAUUUUUUUUUGUGUAUUCAAUAAUACAUAUUUUGUAUUUUCUUUAAAAAAAAAAUGAAAGCAAAGUACCAUACUAAGUUCAAGAAAGUUAUCAGUCUGCAUGCCUUACUUGCAGGUAGUCUGUUAUUCAUGCACUUCCUAGAUCAUUCACCUGCAGAUUCCAGCACAGCAACGAUUAGGUACUUCCACUUGUGCUACAUCAUUUAAUACAUGUACUUACACCAAGAACAUGAUCUGGGACACAACUUUGUUAAGGCCAUAGCCCUCCAGGCAGAAAUUGCCUGUGGGAGGCUGGGGGUUUAACAGGUUAACUAGUCAUUUAGUUCAGUUCUGUCCGCUGAAUCACACAAUUGAGUGCUACAGUGCUGUAAGAGCUUGUAGUAAGUAUUGUAUUAGUAAGUGGUACAGUGUAAAUCCAUGUAGAUAAAGUGCCUGUAUUUCGAUGCGCAUUGUUUUAUUUUUUUUUAUCUUCAACCCCUUUAAGAAAAAUAAAAGAGAUUCAAUUGCAUGAUUUUAUUGGAGUAAACUCUUCACAUUUGUUCUGUUUCAAAUAUCUCACUUCCAUCGCCCACUAUGAUUCUGCCUCCUGUCUCUUUUUCGUUCCUUCUUUCUUUUUGCUUCAAUACAACAAUGUUAUACACAUUUCAUAUAAUUUUACCUAAAGGGGACGUUCAAGUGUUAUCCUCAACCAUCACAAACA
Molecule: messenger RNA, 4718 nt
Organism: Polyodon spathula (Mississippi paddlefish)
Lineage: Eukaryota; Metazoa; Chordata; Actinopteri; Acipenseriformes; Polyodontidae
Product: F-box only protein 40-like
Exons: 4
Coding region: 217-2277 (686 amino acids)
Cellular component (GO): cytoplasm
Molecular function (GO): protein binding; ubiquitin protein ligase activity; zinc ion binding
Source: RefSeq, a predicted model, not a curated record